UCAGUGCCUGAUGGCGAAAUUCCCCACGAAUCAUCACUCAAUUCUGCAAGUGGUUCUGAUUUACUAUCACUGUUCUCUAGCUGGUCUAAAACCGCUUUUGACCUAAAAGGACGCUUUUUGGACGCCAUGGACUUUUCUCAGUUUCCAGGUAGAAAGAACAGUAAAAAUGCAGGCAGGACACAUGACAAAGCAGUAGGGACAAAAUGUGUGUGAAAUGCUUUGAAAUAGUAAUGUUUUACUAUGUGAUUUUAGUUUUGCUACAAAUGUCACUUUUAAAAUUUUUGAAUUUCCUGCUGGUUCUGGCCCCUGUACGCGCCGACGCUCGCAGGGACCGGAACCCGACUGGAGGAGAUGUCCAGGGACACUGCAGGGGGGACAUCGCUGGAGCGCAGGA
This is a messenger RNA of Staurois parvus, 394 nucleotides long. The record is from the annotation of a GenBank genome assembly. NCBI's taxonomy places the organism in Eukaryota, Metazoa, Chordata, Amphibia, Anura, Ranidae.